UGAUGUUUUUGAACAAAAAUACAAAUUUUCCUCUAUCACAAUGAAUUCUUGAUGAUGUGUUGGAAGACACAUCCAUGUGAUCCUUCAUCAAUCAGAACACAUAAAUCUUCCUAGACCACUCAUUAUUCUACAUUUUAGAGGAUUUCUUGCAUUCCCUUUUAUCUAUAUAUAGACAUACAUAUUAGUCAUUCUACAACCAACACAAGUCUAAGUAUAAUUCUUCACUCUCAAAGCUUUCAUUUGUUCUGCAAACUCCUCCUUGUGAUCUUUGUUUCUUUUCUAGUUCGUACAACAUCAUGGGUUUCCGAAUGCCUCGUAUUAUUAAUGCCAAGCAAAUUCUUAGGAUGCCUUCUUUGGCAGCUGACCAAGCUGCUUCAACAGUUCUAAAUGUCCCUAAAGGCUAUUUUGCUGUUUAUGUUGGAGAGAAUGAGAAGAGGCGAUUUGUGGUUCCAGUAUCAUACUUGAACCAGCCUUCAUUCCAGGACUUACUAAGUCAAGCUGAGGAAGAAUUUGGGUUUGAUCAUCCAAUGGGUGGUCUCACAAUUCCCUGCAAAGAGGACAUCUUCAUUGAUAUCACUUCUCAGUUGAGCAGAUCAUGAGACAAUUUUAUGCAUAUAGACACAAUUUUGUAAAGCAGUAGUCAUCAAUUCUGUGUACAAAUUUCAAUUUUGUACCCCCUUUUGUUUUUUCCAGAGAGGAUAUUGGGGAUGAAAAAAAAUGGUCCCUUGUUUCAAAAUAUUAUAAAGUAGAGAUCAUGCUGUUCUUGGACAAUUUCAAAAGCAAAUACAUUAUUUCUUCAAAAUCUUUGUUUCUAUA
Molecule: messenger RNA, 816 nt
Organism: Cornus florida
Lineage: Eukaryota; Viridiplantae; Streptophyta; Magnoliopsida; Cornales; Cornaceae
Product: auxin-induced protein X10A-like
Exons: 1
Coding region: 297-599 (100 amino acids)
Biological process (GO): response to auxin
Source: RefSeq, a predicted model, not a curated record